This is a messenger RNA of Seriola aureovittata, 4809 nucleotides long. RefSeq names its product Fanconi anemia group A protein (gene fanca). Gene Ontology annotation, cellular component: Fanconi anaemia nuclear complex. The record is from RefSeq and is a predicted model, not a curated record. NCBI's taxonomy places the organism in Eukaryota, Metazoa, Chordata, Actinopteri, Carangiformes, Carangidae. The transcript has 42 exons. The coding region runs from base 188 to 4579 and encodes 1463 amino acids. Gene Ontology annotation, biological process: interstrand cross-link repair.
GACCAAUGACAAACAAGAGCGCGAGGGGGAAACAUGGAGGAGAACAGGAAACAAAACAUGACAGCUUGAAAAAGCAAAUAGGGGCAAUUAACUCUCCGGAGCACCGUUAAUGAAUUAAUUUCACAUUAAUAAGCGGCUGAGACGUCUCCUCUCUAUCGAAGCGUCUUGUAAACACGUCGUUUUGUCAAUGUCAGUGAGUGCAACGUGUGAAUCCGUCCCUCAGGAGAGGACUCUGUCGAGCCUCCUCGCUGGUCGUGUGGUGAAGAGGCCGAAGCUGGACGAUGGUCGGCGGCUGCAGGAGGCAGCGAUCCAGCUGCUGGAGCAGCAGCAGAACCUCUGCAGUCUGCUCAGGGAGGUUGGGAAUCCAGAUCCGAGCAGCAUUCUUUGCUCUCAGAAUGGAAAGCAGAAACCAGCAGCGUCUGACUGUAUCUCAUCUACCAUUGUGGGGUCACUGCUGGUGUGUGAGCUGAGGCAUCAGGCCACGCAGCUGGGCGUCCCGCUGGUGGUGCUGUCCGUGAAGACGGUGCUUGAGAGACUGAUGGAGAUCACUGGCACUGAAGAAGAAGAAGAGGAGGAGGAGGACAAAGACAAGAGGAGAGAGCUGCUCACUUCCUCUCAGAGAGUCCAGCUGUGUGUCCUCCUGGAGUCCAGCAAAGACCUGCUAUCACAGGGAGCCCUCUGCCCUAAAUUGCUGUGGCAAGAGUACAGGAGAGAUCAGCGGCUUCCCAGUCUGGAGGUGGUGUAUCAUCUUCAUGUUCACAGCAUCCUCACUCUCAAGUACAUUUUAGAGAGUGAUGAAGGCGUGAGGUCCUGGUUGGUGUCUCAGUUGAAGGCUCUGUGCAGUUGGACACCUCCACAGGGGGAAGAGGAGACCAAACAAGUUCAACAGAAAGUGUUGUCAAUGCUCGUUGGAGUCUUGGUGGGAUCCGGCUUUGAGCGGAGUCCUGAACCAGCAGCUCCAGACAGGAGGGUCUCCCUGCUCUGCUGCUCACUGCUCGAUGAAAUGCUCUUCUGGCUUCUGGACACUGUGGACAAGAGUCAGGCGUUGCAGUCUGCUGGAGCGGCAGCUGAGCUUUGGAUUCAAAUAUUUGAUGCUUCAUUAUGUGGAGUUUCAGCGUCAACGGAAGCCCUCCAGCGUUUCUUCACACACUCCCUCACUCAGACACUCACAUACAAGCCCCGACUAACAGUGUCAGAUGCCAUCACUCUGCAGAACAAGUGGACCUUUGCAAAAGCCAGCCGGUCGUUGACCUCUCUGUUCCGUAAACUGGCUGUGAUCUUCAGUGUGGAGCAGCUGCUGCGUCACCUGCAGCAGGUUUUGGAAACCCAUGAGGUCAACUGGAAACACGUCCUGUGCUUCUUGUCCACUCUGCUGGUUUACAACCCCUGCGCCCCGCCCAGCCUCAAAGAGCUGCUGUCCAGACUGCUGAGUUCUGCAUUCGAAAGCUACGACUUGGAGAACAUGAUAACUGCCUUUUUGUUGGCUCGGCAGGCUGCACUGGAGGGGACAGGCAUCUUCUCCUCCUACAGCGACUGGUUCAAGAUGUCCUUUGGUGGUGGCAGUGGCUACCACGCAACAAGUAAGAAAUCUCUAGUGUUCCUGUUGAAGUUCCUCUCGGACCUGGUUCCUUUUGAACCCCCACAGUACCUCAAGGUUCAUGUCCUCCACCCUCCGUAUAUACCGGUGAAACACCGCAGCCUCCUGAUGGAGUACACCGCUCUGGCCAAGACCAGGCUGGCUGACCUCAAGGAGUCAGUAGAGGACAUGGGUUUAUAUGAGGAUCUUUCUGCUGCAGGUGGAGCAUCAGCACAGCCUCAGUGUCAGGCUGUUCAGGAUGUGGAUAAGGCAGUGUCUCUGUUUGAGAGCACAGGAAGAAUCUCUGCCACAGUCAUGGAGGCCAGUAUUUUCAGACGGCCGUAUUUCCUGACACGAUUCCUUCCUGCUCUGCUGACACCCAGAGUGCUUCCUGUGAAAGCUGAUACUCAGAUGAGUUUCAUAGAAGCUUUGAAAAAAGCAGACAAGAUCCCUGCUGCCCAGUAUUCAUCUUAUGUGGACGCCUGCCAGAGACAGAGACAGCAGGAAAAGAGUGCUGUGUGUCUGGACACCAGCGAUGAUCCUCUGGAGGUCCUGAAAGUUCAGCUGCAGGAGUUCACAGAGCUGGUGGUUGAUAGAGAUGAUGGAGAGAUGCUGGCCCAGCUGUCGAGGAUCUCACACACACUGAGCGUCAUCUUCCCCGGCCGUCCUGACGAGCUUACUGAACAAACAGUCAUCAAAGUUCACAUAGACUCUCCUCUGGCCCCUGAGCUCCAUGUCAAAGUCGUCAACAUGAUCCUGAGAAACUUCUGCCAGUGCCUGUUAGGCGCUUCUCGAGCAAACCCUCCUGAUAAACAAAGCCUGUGGGCCUCCAGGUUCAUCACUGUGCUUCUUGGUAACACACAGCUGCUCCCCAGCCUCAUACACAGACUCUGGGACCUGUUUCAUAACCAGGUGUCAUCGCUGAGCGCUGCACACAUACUCGGUCUGGCAGCCUUUGUGGUCCACCUCCACGCCUCCAUGUCCCACAGUCCUCUGGUUCAGCUGGUCCCGCCCAUUCUGCCCAGAGCAGUACCUGUUGGAGAAGCUCUCAGCUCAGCGCUGGACUGCAGCACACACACUCUCAUGCUCUCCUGUGUCAGGUUGUGUGUGGCAGCUGUGAGUUACGGGCUGUGCAGAGGAAACUCACUGCCUCAGCACCAGCAGCAGGACUACAUUCUCAGCAGCCUCUAUAAGAAGCUUCUGUACCUCAUCCCGAGACUGUUGCCUGAGACCAGAAGGUCUCCCGUCACUGCCGGUAGUCUGGUGGCUGAGAACCAGGAGGAGAACCUGCCGGGCCUGUGGAGCAGUGCCACAGACACCAACAGCACCUGGAGGAGCACAGCUUGGUAUCUGUGGAGGCACAGUGCUUUCCAGCAGCUACAACACAUACCAGAGUAUCAGUUGUUGUUCUCUGAAUGGCUGGUUCAUGAGCUCAGAGUACAGAGAAGUGAAGACGCCCUGUCUGACCCAGAGCGUCAGGAGUACCAGCAGUGGGCCUGCUUGGAGUUGUACUGGUCUCGGCCGGAGGAGCAGGGAGGCUGUGGAGGAGACAUGAAGAGCCUCUGUUCUCAUCUCCUCUGUGCCAUCAUGGACCACCAGUUCAGUGACCAGAGCGUGAGGAAGUUAGAUCACAGAGUGUCAGCCACAGGGACCUGUCUGCCAGAUAUCCUGUCCAGAUUACAGGAGCUCGUCUAUGAGAUGGAAGUGACCAACGUCUCUGGUGGCUGGAGCAACAGAGCUGAUGUGUGUGACUUCCUGUUUGAGUUUGUGUCUCAGAGAUGCUCCUCUACAGUGAGCUCAGCUUCACUGAGUGUCAGCUCCGAGCUCAGCCUGCAACACACACUGAACACAUGGAACAGAGUGCUGCUGGCUCUCCCAGCGGUGCUGUUUGUCAAGGUGAAGGCUGAAGGAGGGAGGACGACUCUGGACUGUAACACAGUGAUGGAACAUGUCAACCAGCAUCAGAGGAAGGUGUGUUCUCCAGCCAGCCUGCUGCCACGCCAUGUAACAGCACACUUCCUGAGAGGUGUGUUAUGUGCCAGUGUGUGUUGCGGAUGUCCCAGGACAGAAGUGAAUAAGGCCUGGUCUCAGAUCAGUCUUCACUGUCCCCUGCUCCUGACCUCCACAGUGCACUGGUGGGAGUGUCUGUCUCCGGUGCUGGUGUCACUGUGGAGUCGUGUGUGUGAUGGAGAGCCUCUACCAGAGCAGCUGCAGCUCCUCACUGACUGUCAGCUGUGGGCACACAGUUUAGAAAAAGGCCUGUCAUCACUGCCUGUGCCACAAGCUCCAGCUCUGCUGUUGGCCUCCAGCCUGCGCUCUGCCUGGCGAGGUCGUGGGGGGGGCAACCAGGGCUUCAGUGCAGCCAUGAACAUGCUGCGACCAGAGAGGGACACACAGCACCGACAGGUGCUGGUUUUCCUGCUUUUCCUGUGUGUAAACGACUAUCUGUCAGCACUCCUGUGUCCUCAGGAGAAAAACAAUCAAACAGCCAGGAGUUUAUGCACAGACCUUCUAUCUGUGCUGGUGGACUCUGCUGAUUGGCUGCUCAUCUUUAAGCCAAACGAACAAGGUGUUUAUCAGUCAGUUACCAUGGUGAUAUCAGAUGAGUUUACUCGACUGAUGCCUUGGGCUUUCUACAGCCUGCUGCUCCAGCAGAGUGCUGAGCUGCUGCACAGAGCUGUGCGUUGUCCAGGGUUCCUUCAUACUGCUGUCCUCUGCUACAUCCGUCUGCUGCAGCUGUUCCUGGAGGGGGACACACCUACACCAGCCGUCGAACCCCACGAAGAGCAGGUGACUGAGCCUCAGUUGGCGCCUUCCCAGAUACUGAGGCACUCCAAGCAGUUUCUUCUGAGAGUGAUCUCACAAAUGUCUCCUGCUGCUCUGUCCUCCAGCCAACUCAGACAGCUGGAGUCCCAGUGUGCAGACCUGGACCCAGAGGUGGCAGCGGCUCUCUCUGUGCACCUCCACCCUCAGAACUCGAGCCCAGAGAUGGACUUCCUCUGAACAGCUGAGGACUGACACUGAGGCACAGAAUCUGGCUAAAGACUUAUCCACUCCCUUGAGCUUUGGAGGUGUCUCUUUGACAGUCAUUGUAACUUACUAUCCACUCGGUUCUGUUUGGUGGUUCUUUUCUGAUGUAAUCCAACAGAAACAUGUUCCUCAGUAAUAUUUACUUCACUGUAAAGUCUAAAAAACUGUUGAUACUCAGCUUUGUAAAAAACGCCUACAUUUUA